GUUUUUCAAACGCCCCAAAAUGAUUAUUUCUAUAAUUUUAAGAAUUCUGUUGAUUCUUUUUUUGAACCAACAUCGGAAUGGGCGUCCCCCUACCUCACAUCAUUUUAUUAAAACACAACAGCGAGCUGAGGCAGCUCUAGUCUUACAAGUAUGCAAAGGCUGAUUGGAUAACAGAUUUUAUGAGUAGAUGUGUUACAAAGAAAGUACUAAUCAAAUCCUGAGUUUCUAAAGAAAUUAAGGAACCUACUUUUGGCUGGUCAAUGAAGAAAACUAGCUGGCGUCUGGUUGGCCAUUGAUUUGAAAUGCAUUUUUCUAUAUGUAAGCAGGCUGUCCUCAAUUGAUAGUUAGGUGAAGAACAGGGAGUGUUUGGAAAACCUGCAUGCUUCUUAUUUGCUUGGUUGUGUGUCACUGUCAUCUUAUUUGCCAUGCUAGCACUUCAUACCACUCAUCCCCAAGUUCCUAAGUCGCCGCACCAAUAGUAAAAGCUGACUGUUUCAAAUAACAGAAGCAUCAACCCAUUUAUCUGAACCAUACCGCUCUUGUUCAACCAGUCAUUCUUAUGAUUGAAUCCAUCUUUCUUCCCCACAUGCCUUGCUCUCCCCAUUCACUUGUCCUUUCUCAAGCCUCCCAAAUUAUCUGUUCUUGCUCGCCUCACCUACAUCUCCUGCUGCUUGCUCCCACAAGGAUGCCCACUGCAAGAAUAGCAGCGAUGCCACACCCACGCUAGCAUGUGUGGAGAAACUAGAUGCAGCUAAAGGGUGACAGGGUUCUGUAAUAGAACCGACUGUUUCAGUUUAAUAUUUUUGCAGCCAUGUAUCCUUCAAAGAUCUUGAUCCUCCUCUUUACUCUUCUUGUAACCUUUUCUUCUAGACUUGCCGUGAACAAAUCCUUCGCUUUCAGUGUUGAGCCUGGCACCAUAUGGCUAAAUAAUCCCUCCCUUAUCCACAACAUUUCUCCAGAUGAUAACUUCUCCUUGCGCAUCAUCCUCCCCACGACUUUUAUUGCCGACUCAUAUGUUAGUAGCGGUCCUUCAUUUGCAUGCGGCUUCUUUUGUGCAGGGGCUGUGGCUACCUGUGAUGACUACAUCUUUUCCAUCUUUCUUGUCUCUGCCUACAGCAUGGGUGAUGUAGUUGUGAGUUACUGGGAAUCGCCCGAGGUGGUCUGGUCCGCCAACCGUGAUCACCCAGUCAAAGAGAAUGCCAGUGUCCAACUUACUGAACAUGGGGACUUGGUUCUCUUUGACGCUGAUGGAACAAUGGUUUGGUCUACCCAUACUACAGACAAGUCUGUUGCUGGCAUGAAUCUUACCAGCAUAGGCAAUCUGGUGCUGUUAAACCAUGAAAAUAUGGAGCUCUGGAGGUCUUUUGAUCACCCAACUGACACACUUGUCACUGGCCAGAUACUACAAGAGGGGCAGAAGCUCAUGGCAAGAACCUCAUUGGCAAACUGGGCCAGUGGAAAAUUUUACCUCACCAUCCAACCUGACGGCAUGUAUGCAUUUGCAGGAACUGAUACUCCUCUAGCAUACUACCGAAGCCCCACUGGUGGAACUGUCACGACAAACAGGUCAGCAUACAUCGCCCUCAAGAAUGGCAGCCUGCAAGUGUGCACUUAUUUCCGGGAUACAGAGUCGCCAGAUUACCAGAUCCAGUUGCCCAGGGAUAACUAUGGGCUGGUGUUUGUGAGGCUAGAUUUUGAUGGGCACCUGAGGUUAUACCAGAGGCCAAACACUAGUUGGGUGAGUUCAGAUGUUUUUGAUAUAACUGAUCCUUGUGCUUAUCCUCUAGCUUGUGGCGAAUAUGGUAUUUGUUCGAAUGCACAGUGCAGCUGUCCCGAUGCUGCCAUCGGGCAGUCCGGAUUGUUUGAAGUAAUUGAUCCAAGGGAGCUUAAUCGUGGUUGCUUGCCACUAGGUUCACUAUCCUGUGAUUCAGCACGGAAGCCUAGGAUGAUCUCCCUUCCCAACAUCACUCAGUUCAACGGUGUCUACAAUUGGACGACAAGCGAAGAGCGGUGCAAAUUAUCAUGCUUGAAUGAUUGUUCUUGCAAGGCUUCGUUUUUCCAGUAUUAUAACACCUCCACUGGUUUCUGUUUUCUGGUGUCUGACAUCUUCUCAAUGAUAAGUGUAAAAGAUGGAAGUUACUCAAGAAAUUUUAGUUCUCUGGUAUUUCUGAAAGUUAAGGGAGCUACCCACAACUUUGUACUGUCUAAAGGGAAAACAGCCAUUGUCUCAGCCGUUGGUUCUUCAACUUUUGUUGCUUUAGUUAUUGUUGCAGUGCUUGUAGUUUUACGAAGAAAGAGAGUAGAACCAUCAGAGGAUGAAGACAUUAUUGAUCAGUUACCAGGGCUACCCACAAGGUUUUCCUUUUUAGAGCUGAAGUCAGCAACUGGUGAUUUCUCAAAAGUGAUCGGGAAAGGAGGAUCUGGUUCUGUUUUUGAAGGACACAUUUGUGAUAAGCAGGUUGCUGUGAAAAAGUUGGAUAGCAUUAAUCAAGGGACAAAGGAAUUCUUAGCAGAGGUUCAAACCAUUGGAAGCAUCAACCACAUACAUUUGGUAAGGCUAAUAGGAUUUUGUGUUGAAAAAUCACAUAGGCUUCUUGUCUAUGAAUACAUGCCUAAUGGAUCUUUGGAUAAGUGGAUUUUCCGAAAGCACCAAACAACCCCACUUGAUUGGAAAACCAGAUUGAGGGUCAUCACUGAUGUAGCAAAGGGCCUAGCUUAUCUACACAGUGACUGUCGGCAAACAAUAGCACAUCUGGACAUCAAACCACAGAAUAUCCUGUUGGAUGAGCAGUUUGCUGCUAAGGUAGCUGAUUUUGGGCUUGCGAAGCUAAUUGACCAUGAGCAGAGCAGUGUCAUGACUCGACUGAGAGGCACACCGGGUUACUUAGCUCCUGAGUGGCUGACGUCUGUUAUCAAUGAAAAGGUUGACGUGUACAGCUUUGGCAUUGUCAUCAUGGAAAUCCUUUGCGGCAGAAGUAAUUUGGAUUACUCGCAGCCUGAAGAAAGCCCUCAUCUUGUCAGCGUACUGCAGGACAAGGCCAAAACUGACCAGCAGAUGGACCUUAUCGAUCCACGCUCCACUGAUAUGCAAUAUCAUUUGGAGGAGGUGUCGCACAUGAUGAACUUGGCGGUGUGGUGCUUGCAGGUAGAUAGCCGUCGAAGACCUUCCAUGACCGAAGCUGUCAAAAUCCUGGAUGGUGCAAUGGAUGUUGAAACCGAACUUGACUUGGAUCUUGUAAACAUAGAAUUGAUGGUGGCAAACAGAGCAGUUCAUGGGAAGAUUGCUGAAACUCUGCAGAUAGACUCUGUUCUUUCGGAGCCAAGGUGAACGCAAGCUCGAUCGAGAUGUGGAACAAUGAACUCACAUUAUCCUGGGCGACACCGUCAUUUAGAUCCUACAGUUGUGAUAUAGUGAUAUCAAUACUUACUUAUAAUUGCGAAAAAAGUACUUCCCACAUUUCAUGGUUAUCGUUUCUUUUCUUAACACUGGAAGUGCCUGGAGUUUGAGGUGGUGCCUAUGUAUGUCCGGAAUGAGCUUGGUUAAGAAAAGAACCUAUUAUAAUCAUGUCAAUAACACCAGUGUUAAGAAAAGUGCCCGAAGUAACCAUGUAAUCUGGCCACCUGGGAAUUACUUUUUUUUUCUUAAACUGAAAAGUUCCUGGAGUUCGGGAGCAGAGUUAAGAAAAAGAAAUGAGUACAUAGUUAUCUUAUCUUUU
Lolium perenne is the source of this 3716-nucleotide messenger RNA. RefSeq names its product G-type lectin S-receptor-like serine/threonine-protein kinase SD2-5. Gene Ontology annotation, biological process: protein phosphorylation. NCBI's taxonomy places the organism in Eukaryota, Viridiplantae, Streptophyta, Magnoliopsida, Poales, Poaceae. The record is from RefSeq and is a predicted model, not a curated record. Gene Ontology annotation, molecular function: protein serine/threonine kinase activity; ATP binding.